Messenger RNA from Mollisia scopiformis, 639 nucleotides. RefSeq names its product glutathione S-transferase. Gene Ontology annotation, molecular function: maleylacetoacetate isomerase activity; glutathione transferase activity. NCBI's taxonomy places the organism in Eukaryota, Fungi, Ascomycota, Leotiomycetes, Helotiales, Mollisiaceae. The transcript has a single exon. The record is from RefSeq and is a predicted model, not a curated record. Gene Ontology annotation, biological process: L-phenylalanine catabolic process; glutathione metabolic process. The annotation marks the transcript as partial. Gene Ontology annotation, cellular component: mitochondrion.
CUCUACACCGCACCCUUCUCCGGCUGCAGCGCCCGAAUCCGGAUCAUCUCACACCUAAAAUCCAUCCCUCUAACGCACCACACCAUAGACUUCACCACCUCACAACAAACAUCUCCAGACUACCUCUCCGUCAACCCCAACGGCAGCGUCCCCUCUCUAGUCGUCGAAACUGCUUCUGAAAGCUUUACAAUCACACAGUCACCCGCUAUUAUUGACUUCCUAGAAUCCCACUUCCCUGAUCUACCGCUGGUCCCGGUUGGGAAGGAGAAAUGGAAAGAAAGAGCUAGGGUUAUGGAGUUAGUGAGUUUGGUGGCAUGUGAUAUUCAACCGCCACAGAGUUCAAGGGUAAGGAAGAGGAUUGGGGAGGAGUUUGGAGGUGACGGCAAAAGAUGGGCACAGUGGGUUUAUGAGCGUGGCCUUGGGGUUUACGAGGAGUUUUUGGAGAGGGGGAGGAAGGUGGAUGGGAAAGCUGCCAGGAUGUGGAGGUAUAGUGUUGGUGACGAGGUGACACUUGCGGAUGUGUUUCUUGUACCUGCUGUGCAAGGCGCUUUAAGAGUUGGGCUUGAGAUCGAGAAAUGGCCGCUCGUGAAAGGGAUUGUGGAUGAGUGUUGGAAAUUAGAGGCUUUUCGAAAGGGUGGU